AUGGAGAGCAGCAAAACUGGAUGGGCUCUGAGGGCAGCGAGAAGUGAACAUCAAUUACAGUAUGAUGAACAGGUUCAGGUUGGUUAGGGAUUUUUAGAAUGGGAGAAGAAGUAUUAGUUUAAAAUUUGGAAAAAAGGCUGAAAAUUUCGAAGCAAUUCCAGAUAUUCAUCAAUUUUUCCCAAAUCGCUUUGGGAAUGUCAAAAAUUGUUAAAAGGGUCUUAUAGAAGGCCCAGUGUGUUUUUGAUAGUCAAUAUUGUAUUCUGUCUAUUCCUAUAUAUUUUACCAGAUAUACCGACAAAUCACUAGUUAUGGCAACUGUUAUAAUUAGAAUAUGGAAGGUGUGAAAAUGUACAACAACAAAUGAAUAAAACACCAUCCCAAAAUUCUCACACCUUCCCUAUUCUAAUUAUAACAGUUGCCAUAGCUAGUAUUUUGUCGGUGUAUCAGGUCAAAUAUAUAGGAAUAGACAGAAAAUAAUAAUGACUAUCAAAAACACACUGGACCUUUUAUAAGACCCUUUUAACAAUUUUUGACAUUCCCAAAUAGAUUUGGGAAAAAUCGAUGAAUAUCUGAAAUUGUGUUCAAAAUAAAAUAUUGUUCCAGUGAAAAAGCUGCAAAAUGACAUUUUUCGGGAAAAACCUCAUAAUAACAAUAAUUUCGAUCGAAAAAUCUACGGAACUCAAAAAAUUUGGAUUUUUACGUCAAAAUUAGAAAAGACUUAAAAGGUUCGAAUCGAGAUGAUCUAGAUGUUCCAGGCUUCUCCUUUUCAUCCUUCAAAUUGUACUCCACUGCCCAUGUUAUUUUAAAAACACCAUUGUUGUUUUGAAUUUGGUUUUAUAGAGAAAAAUAAUGUCUAGACUUGAAAUUCUUGAACCAUUUGUUGUUCAACGUGGAGAUGUUUUUUGAAAAUUUGAUUGCAAUAAUUUUCUAGAGUUUUUAAAAAAUUGUUGUCUCACAUAAAAAAGAGCGUCCCAAUAUUUUCACACCUUCGCUAUUCUAAUUAUAACAGUUGCCAUAACUAGUGAUUUGUCGGUGUAUCUGGUCAAAUAUAUAAGAAUAGACAGAAAAUAAUAAUGACUAUCAAAAACACACUGGGCCUUCCACAAGACCCUUUUAAUAAUUUUUGGCGUUCCCAAAGAGAUUUGGGAAAAAUUGAGAAUUUGGAUUUUUUCAGGAGAAAUAUUUUGUGAGAGUCUAGAACUUGAAUUCUGAUCUUAAAAAUUACCCCGAAAAAAAUAACAUUAAUUUUAUAUUCUCCAUAGAUUACGAUGAUUCAACCAAAUCCACUCAAUAAAUUUACCAUAUUAUGUUUUUUGAAACGUAUUUUUUUCGGGUUUUCCGAAAAAAAAAGUGGUCAAAUGGAAAUAAUUUUGAAGAAUCAUUUAUAUUUUUUGAAAAGAUAUGGAGAAUAUUAUUUUGAUUGUAGACAACUUAAAAUUAACUAUUUUGAAUAAAAAGUAUUUUUGGUCCCUGUUUUUUUUUGAGUGCUAAAAGUAUUGAUUUUCUGUUCCGCAUAAAUUCAAAUCUCUUUUUUUUUCAGAAUGCUCGAAUCAGUCAACUUCUUGGCGAAAUGCAUCCACAUCAUCAACAUCGACAAAACGCAAAAAGUUCCAAUAAUAUUUAUUCGUCGUCUUCGUCGAGCACAACAUCAAUUGGUGGAGGAAAUGCACAAAAAAUGAAUGAGAAUUCAAUUAGGCGAAAAGCACAUACAACCAAUAUUGUUGAUGUUUCCCAAAUGACAGGUGAAUAUUUUUUCCUCUUUUUUUUCUGCAGUUUUUUCGCCCCGAAAUUGCUGCCCGAGAAGGGCAAUCGAUGUAUUUUUUGCGAGUACAAUAUUCUAGAGUACAAUUUGGCGGAUUUCAAGCCCAUUUUCAUUUUAUUUUCCUUACUAUACGAUUUUAUUUUUUUCAGCUCGUGCAAAUGGAAUUUAUGGGUCUUGGCAAGAUCGACGUGCACCACCGUUUGGAUAUGGAAGCGGAAAUUUGUUGCCGAAAUAUGAUCAAUUGUAUUGUAAUACAUCGAAUCGAGGAUCGACGGCGACUUUGGCGACGAUUGGAAGGAGAGAACCGCCAGAGUAUAGGUAAAUUUGAGAAAAAGUCAGCAGAGAACGAUGUUUUUUGACCUGACAUUUAGAACAAAAUUAGUGGGAACUGAGCUCAAAGAUCUCAUUGAACCUACUAACAUCAGAGAAAAAAACACUUAUUGGGAGUGAUUAAAAUUUCCACGAAUUUUGAUUCAAAAAUCGAUAAUUUCAAAAUGUUCAUCCAAAUAUUGAGAAUUUUGGUUUUGAUUUAUUGUGUAUAUAUACAAUGGUAGCAUUGAAAAAAGUUGAUAAUAAAUUAUAUCAAAAUUUUGAAACGUAUUUUUUUGUUUUUGAAAAAUUAGAAUUUUUGAAUCAAAAUUUGAAUUUGAAAAUGAGAAUAUUUGCCGAAAUGAAGCAAUGUUGAGCUCAACGUUUAUCGAAAAUGUAGAUUGUCAAGUUUAUAUAGCUGAAAAUGAAAAAGGAAAAGGGGGGAGGGUGUGCACUGGUGGAUUUGAAACGAGAGUAUGCGACGUAUGUUCGCAAAAUAUUUCUCAUAAAAAAUUUCCAGAUAUUCAUCGAUUUUUUCCCAAAUCUCUUUGGGAACGCCAAAAAUUAUUAAAAGGGUCUUAUAGAAGGCCCAGUGUGUUUUUGAUAGUCAUUAUUAUUUUCUGUCUAUUCCUAUAUAUUUGACCAGAUAUACCGACAAAUCACUAGUUAUGGCAACUGUUAUAAUUAGAAAAGGGAAGGUGUGAGAAUAUUGGGAUGGUGUUUUAUUCAUUUGUUGUUGUACAUUUUCACACCUUCCAUAUUCUAAUUAUAACAGUUGCCAUAACUAGUGAUUUGUCGGUAUAUCAGGUCGAAUAAAUAGGAAUAGACAGAAAAUAAUAAUGACUAUUAAAAACACACUGGGCCUUCUACAAGACCCUUUUAGCAAUUUUUGGCAUUCCUAAAGAGAUUUGGGGAAAAUUCAUAAAUAACUUCAAAAAUCGAUAUUUUUGACACUUUGUGGUGAUUAUCAAAUAUUUACAAAGUAUUUCAUCUCCUCAAAUCAUUUUCCCUCACAAUUUAUUAUUAUUUUUUUUGCAGUAAAGUAAUAACUCGACCAACAUCUUCAUGGCAAAUGACAUCAUCCGAAAAUCGUCCAGCUCAAGCCGGUUGGCUGAAAACAUCUCGUCCAUUGCCACGUGGCACAUUAUCACCGGCUGGAUAUUUUAUCGAUUUGGAAAAUAAAAAUGGAUCGACGACAAAAAAUGCGGGAGGAAUGUUGGUUGAUAAUAAUAAUAAAACAACAUCGAAUAGUCAAGAAAGUGAUGUGGAUAAAAUUCGAACUUCUUCAUCGUCUGAUUCAACAUUGGAUAGUUCAUCAUUAUCUGAAUCUCAUCGAAAUGUUGGAAUGCAAAGUGCUGAUUCAACCCUCCAACUCGUUCGAAAUACACCAAGACAAGCGAGUUUUAUGGCGGCGAUGGCGGCCAAAGAAAAGGAGACUCCACCAAAACCGGUUCAAUCGACACCGAUUCGAAGGCCGAGAACAACGACGAGAAGACCGACGAGUAAAAGUCUCGGCAAAUUUGAUAUCGACUUUUUCCGGCUGCGACCCAAAUCAACACCCGAAUUGGAUCAGGAAACGGAGAAGAGCAUUUGGAGCUGGGCGAGAAAAGGUUGGUUUUUUUGGGGGGAGAAUUUAUGGGUAAAAAUUGUUUUUCUAAAUUUUGUUGAAAUCGGGAAAUUAACCCGAGAAGGCCAUUCAAAAUAUGAAUUUGAUAAAAAAUCGAAAAAAUUUGGAAAAGAAAUUGGGAAAGUUUUGAAUUAUCAGAAAUUUUCGUGUCAUUUUUAAAAUUGAAUUUCGAACAGAAAUUUCCUGAAAAUUGUCAAUGAUGCUGAACAAGUUUCUCAUUUUGAGCGAAUUUUUCAGUUUUUAAUAAUUUUCCACUCUAUUUUGAGAAUUUGGAAAAAUUUGGACCAAUUUUAAACUGGAAAGGCGGUUCAAAUUUGAAAAAAAGUUUAUAUCAAAAAUUGAGUUAUCAGAAGUUUCCUUAAUUUUUAAAAUUAAAUUUUGAACCGAAAUUUCCUGAAAAUCGUCAAUUAUGCUGAACAAUUUUCUGAUUUUGACCGAAUUUUUCAGUUUUAAAUUCCCCUUUCUAUUUUGGAAACACGAUCUGAGCUUCUUCAAAAUUUGUAUUUUUCUCACAAAAACAUGGUGUUGUUCCUUCUGCUUCUAUCCCACCACCCACCAUUUCUUUCCUUUUUUUUUCUAUAUUUGCCUGUUUCGUCAUGUCCAAUAAAUUUUGAUUCACCAAAACAAAAAUGAUUUGGCGCGGGCGCCUUUCUUCUCUCUUCUCCUCUCUUUUUUCCAUCUUCAUGUUCCCUCGUUUUGUGUUUUUUAUUUUCAAUAAUUUGUUCACAUUGAACUAGUUCGUUUGUUCCAACCCGAAAAUAAUUAGAAUUGGACACGCACACACAAAAAACAAUAAGUAUUGGGUUUUUUUCAUCCAUUCAUCCUUCAUUUCUUCUUGUUCAUAUGAGAAUAUAAUAUAAUAUUUUAUGAAUGAAUGAGGGCAGACCGCUUUGUGAUUCAUACCCCCAUUCUAGUCGAUGCUUUUUCGCUCUUUUUUUGGGGUGGUUUUGAACUUUUUACUAACUUGGGUCGAUGUGUCUUAACUUGCCAGAUUUGAUAGAAUAUGAUGUUACUAGGGUAUUUUUGUAUGAACGUUUUCUCUGAAUUGAGUCAAUCUUUGUAAAAUAUCAGAGUUAUUUUUGAGAUGGCUCUGAACUUGAGACUAACCCGAGCCAACAUUGCUCAACCUGCCAGAUAGGUGCGCUCACCGUUUCAGUGUUUCUCCCCACGAAUCCUGUGGGCCUCGAACUUUUGACUAACUGAAGUCAAUAUUGCUCAUCUUGCCAGAUUGGACUUCUUUCCGCUAAUCUAUCGAACUUCAGCUUGGUCAAUUUAUGGCUAAUUGAUUUUUCAUCAAAUUAAAAAGAAGCCACGUGGAAUUUAUAGCCUAGUUUCCAUUACAUAGCUGUUUUCGUCACUUUCCGCAGUUCUCUCAAAUUUUCCAAAAUUCUCACACACUUUUUGUUAUUUUCUUCACCCUAAUAUUAGUACAGUGGCCAAAAUAAAUAUGAUUAUCGACUUCUCGCUUUUGUUUUGCCUUUUCGAUUCUGUAGGCAUAUCAUCUUCUUUUUUUCCUCGAUUCAUUUCCGCCGAAAUCAAUUUGCAACAUUUUUUUUGCCACCUUGAACUGUUAUUUUUUUCUUCGACCUGAGAAUUCUUAUACGCCCUCAUUUUUUUCGUCUUUUUUCUGAGCCAAAUCACAAAUAUUAGGCUGCUCUAAAAAAGUUAUCGAUUUUGGUAUUUAUUUGAUCGCUGGCUCUCUUGCCGCAGUAAAAAAAGAACUGUUGAAAUAGUUCUCUUUUUUCGUUUCGUUCGCACGGUUAAAUGAUUUGUUGACCACGCCCCCUUUUUCCCUAUGUGUGUGUUUUUUCUAUUUGGUUAUCAACACAGUUUUUUGUUUGCAAUUUUUUCUUCUGCUGUUCUAUUCUGGUCUGUUUUGUUAUUUUUUUUGUCACAUUUUUGGAAUGGCUGAUUAUUUUGAAUAUUAUCCGAUUGUUUUUCGACUAUUGUUACAAUCGGAAUUUUUUGUUGAAAUUGGGAAGCGGAGGAAGAGAAGGAGACGAAGGAAACGUGAGUUUGGAGGCAGUUUUUCGACUUUGUGGAUUACUGAAAAACGACUGAACCUAAAAUAAUGAACAAGGGCCGAAUUCGGCCCCAGAUUCUCGUGAAUUUUUAUAUUUGAAACCAUCAUUUUUGUCCGAAACUGUAUAUUUUUCCAAAUUCGUCUAUUUAUUUUUCGAUUUUUUUCCAAUAUUCCCCAUAGGGAAUAUCGAUUUUGCACCCGUGUGAAAUGUGUUGUUAUCUAUCAAUACAAUUUGAAUUGAUGUGUUUGUUUAACUGUUUCGAAAUUGGGGAAAUUUUGCACUUUCUUCGUGUUUUUCGUCUGUUUUGCUUUAAUCGAUAUGAUUUACGACGUGGAAAAUUUAGUUUUUGGAAGCUCGUUGAGAUUUGGAGCAUUUUGGUAUCUCAUGAGCGUCGAGAUUUUGCCACGUCACCUAAAAAUCUAGAUUUUCAAACUUUGCCACGUCAUAUCUUGGUUCCAUUCAUACUUACGCUAACUAGAAUAUUUUCCACCAAUAUUCUCAGAAAAUCUACAAAUCUUCUUAAAAAUCAGAUUAUUUUCUAUUUUUCUGUUCCCAAGAAAAAAAAAUCAAAAAUGAAAAUCUGAAAAUCUUCCCCCAGUAGUAAUAAAUAUUUAUAGAUUUGCCUGUUGUUUUCUUUUUCUUCUCUCUUUUUCCACAUGUGUGUUUUUUUUUUUGGCUGAAAAUUGAAGAGGGAUAUGAAAAUGAGAAGAACGAAGAAUUGAUUUUGUUUAUUUUUCUGAUUUGAUCAAAAAUCUGCUAGGAUACAUACUUGAGAUAGUUUCUUUACAAACAUUGAUGCGGGUUUUAUUUUUUUAUUUUUGGAAAAAAAAGUUGAGCUUCUUCUUUUUUUUGAUUUGGCUUAUUUUGUAAGAGGAUGAGAAUUUUGGUUAUUUUUUUUUGCUCAUUACUGUUUUUUUGAAGAGUUGAAGAAAUAUUCUUAUUUGAAUUUUUGGACUAAAAGUUUCGCGGACCUAGGAAACAUUGAAGGAUUUUCAAGUUUUCCUAAUUUUUUUCCUGGAAAGUUUAUUUCUGGCUUGAAAAUUUGAACUUUCUGAAACGGAAAAUCUGAAAUUUUAGUGAAGUUCUAUGUUCAGAAGCUUGAUCUCUUCCGAAAUAUUUGCAAAACAAGCAGCAUUUCCAAUAAAAAUCAAAAUCAGCUUGACUCAUUUUGUUUUUUCCUCCUCAUUUUUCUUCUAUCAUUUAUUUGAUGGUGCCUUCUUCUUCUUCCUUCAAUUUUAUUACCUAAGUUUUUUGUCAGUCUAUUGUUCAUCUCCUCAUUUUUUUGCCAAUUUCAAACGCAUCAUCUUUUUUCUCUCCUUCAUCAAGAAGACAACAGUUGUUCUUUGCUUCGCUUCAAAAAAGACAGAAACAGAACAAGAAGAAGCCUAGUGUGUGUUUUUUUCCAGAGAUUUUUUUUUCAUUUUCUCUUUGGUCGAGUUUGUUUCCCGCCGACAAGCUUUGCACACAUUAAUCAAACCGCCUCCCCGACUUUGCCUCAUCGUUUUGCCUUCUUUUAUCUUUCAUGCUUCAUUUCUUGAUUUUUGGCUAUUUUUAGAAUUUCAGAAGGUUUUUUUGGAAAAAUUUUGAAUUUCGGAUCAUUUCGAUUCUUUCUGGUUCAAUAGUUACAGGAACCUUUUUAUUUUGCACCAAUUUAUUUUUUGAAUUCCAUUUUGAAGUUCCGAUUCAGAGGACCACUUUUAAAAGUUUGAAAAAGUUGUUGUAUUUAUUUUCCUAUUUUUUUCAACAAUUUUUAUAUAAUGACCAAUUUUCCUCCCUCCUUCCCUCGUUUUUCUCCUCUUUCCAACACUACAAAACAAUUUUUAACAUGAAAAUAUAUAAAAAUUGACUGAAUGAAUUCUUAUAAACAUUUUAUUUUUUUUCCUCAAUUUUUUGUCUCUAUCGAAACACCCACUAAUACCGAUUUUGUUGCAUAAAAUUUGAAUAAAAUUGGCAUUUUUUAUCAACUCGCACAUUUUCAUACAUUUUUUAUCAUAACUGAUUUUUUUGCUGAAUGAAAAUGAAAAAAUUUGCGAGUUUUGUAUCACUAGUUAUUCGUAACAAAGGGAAGAUUUUUGAAUAUUUUUCAAAGAAAUUUUGAAUGAAAAAAAUUUUUUUUUUCCAGGAGGAACACGACGGAAAUCAGACGAAGAAGAGUGUGGUGAAUCGACUGAUUCGAAUCAGAAUAAUGGUGAGUACUUUUUGGGAGUGUGGGGAAAUUUGGGGGAAAUCAUGGCUAUGCUGGUCCAGAAAAAUCUUGGAGAAAUCUGAUUCUAGCAGUUAGAUCUCUGAAAAUUUCCAACUGGAAGUUAGGUAAUUUGGAAAUCUGAAAUCUAGAGAAAUCUGAAACUGAGAUUGAUUUUUCUGAUUUUAUGAACUUAGAUCGGAUAUUGAUGAGAUUCUGAUAUUUACUAGAAAAUAAAAUAAUAGGCUUGAAAUUCUAAUUCUAGAAUUCAGGUAGACCUUCUGAAUUAAAUUUUUUGUUUGAAACAUUUUGUAGCCCUAAUUUCUACAGUAAUCCGAAAUUCUACAGUAACAUAAUCCUAACUAACUACAUUGCAAAUAAUUUCCAAAUUUUAAUUUUUCUGGAAAUUUUCUUCAUCCUCCCCCUCUUCUUUUUUUCUUCUUCUCCAUAUUUUACCCAAAUUUUCAUUAGAUUCAUCUGAAGUGGAUACUUGAAAAUCAGAAGAAAAAUAAAGAAUAUGCAAGGUGUUAGAAGAAAAAGAAGAACCGGGUCUUUCUUGACAUGGUAACCUCCUUCUAAGUAUUCUUUCUUCUUCUUCUUCCUCUUGUGUUUAUUUAUGUCUAUAUUUGUUUUACUCAACUUUUUUAGAGUUGCUUGCUGUGUUUUUUAUUGAAUUGAUCAGAAAACAUGUGUUUUUGAUAUUUUUUGGCCAGAAAUUGAAGAAAAUCUGGUUUUUUGAGAGUUCUUUGAAGUCAAAUGACCUGAAAUUCAAAUAAUUUGAAGUUUUCCGAACUUCGAUGAAUAUUUUCUGUUUCUAGAAAUUGAUCUACCAAAGUUAUCCAAAUUUCCAUUUGAAAAUUUUCUCACCAAAAUUUGUAAGUCGAGAAAAAUAAUUAUAGAUUUCUCGUUUUUCCCACACAAAUUUAGGUUGUCCUUCAAUGCUUAUUAUAACUAAUUCUUUUGUUUUUCCUCUUCCUCUUCAUUUUCAUCUUCUUUUCAUUUUAAAUUUCCAUUUCUCAUUUUCAAAAUAUUUGUCUCCCUGGAAUAUCUAUUGUCUUUUGUUUGAAUCAUAGAAAUUCCCACGAUGACUAACUUUUUGGCUUUUUGUGUCUGACCAACACGAAAAUCAUUGGGACAGAUGGCUUUUUGGAUUGUUUUGGGUUGCAAAAUGUGAUAGCGGAUAAUUGAAUAGUGUCAUAUGUCUGUGUUUGGUUGAGUUGACAAAUUUUUUUGCUGAUGAAUUUAUUAUGCGUUUUGGCAGAUGUAUUGUGGGCUUUUUGUUUUGUUUUCUGGGAUGACCUAAUUAGCACCCUUAAUUUUUUUUUAUUUUUGGAAAAGUAUUAGCUUUGGGAAUUUUUUAUCUAAAAAACAGACUUGGAAUUUAAUUUCUGAUUGAUUUUUGAAAAAUUAUUAUUUUUUUCCCCGGUGAUUUUUCGCCACAUUUUUAUCGUAUACUAAAUUCCCAAACCUAAACCCGACAAAACGGAUUUUAUCUCCGCUGGAAGGACAAAAUGUGUUGCGAAAAAUAUUUCUCGUCGUUUCGCAACAUUAUUUUUUUUUACAUCUGAUGAAAGAAAGGAAUUUGUGUUUUUUUGUAAUUUUUAAAGGAACAUGGUGAAAAAUCGUGACAAGACCCAAAUCUAAAAUUGAAAAAAUUAUCCAUGAUCCUUUGAAAUUUAAAGGCAGGUCUUGUCACGAUUUUUUUCAAAGUGCAUUCAUUUAUGAAUAAAAUCGUGGCGGGACCCAGAGAAUUUAAAGGAUCAUGGAUUUUUUUCAAGUUGUGGGUCUCACAGCGAUUAAUUUUUAAAUGAGAUCAAACUAUACUAGAGAAUACCAUUCCAUAAAAUAAAUACCAUAUUUCAAAAAAAUCGUUGUGAGACCCAGGAUUCAAAACUUACUGCGCCUUUAAUUUUUCUGUCCAUUUGCCGCCAGAAAAUUUAAAGGAACAUUUUUCAAAUAUCCAAUUUUCUCAUUAUUUUUUUCCAUAAAUAUUUCCCUGUGUCGCCCUGAUGAAUAGUUCAAGUCAACACGCAAUUUUAUUAAAAUUGUUUGUUAUUCUCGAAUAUUUGAGUGUAUUUUUGCUGCUUCCAUGACAUCAUAAUUUUCAAAUAUUUUCUAUGAAUUUUUAUAAGUUUUGCUGCUUCUGCCCACUUUUUUUCCGGUGAAAUUUGAGAUUUUUGUAGUCCUCAUUAAUCAUUCGAUUUGACUUUCUCCUUCUUUUUCUCUUUUUUCUUCCAAAUGAUAAUUGUUUUUAUACCAAAAAUCGAGAAAUGUUCAUCUUUUUUCGCCUUUUUUCUCUUCACAUUCUCAUUUUCCCCUAAUCGAUUUUCUACAACAAGCCGACAAAGGUUAAUUGUCCAGUUCUGUUUGUUGCAUUUUCUUAAACUUCUCUUUCUUUCUAUUUUUUGCGCGCAACCAACCCUUUCGGGUUUUUAAGUGUCAGAAAAAAUGAUGGACGGGUUUUCCUGAGAGGAUUUUUUGUUUCAAAACACAACUUUGGAAAAAUUUUGGAGUUGGGAAAGUAAUUUGAUAUGGGUUUUGAGUUAUUUUGUUUCGCUGGAUUUUUUUUUAUUGAAAAAAAUAAUUUUUUAGGUUCAGGUUUAGAAUUUUUGAAAAAAUUGAGUCAAAGUGAGAGUUUUCUCGAAAUUAAGAUGGUCCGAAAUUUGUGGAACCUUUUUGGUACCAUACCAUGAAAAUCAGGAUUUCUAAAUCUUAAGCAAAUUAAGAUCGUACGAAUUUUUUUCUGAAAACCCUAGAAAAUUUUGAACAGGCUUUUGGAACUUUUACGAUAUUUUCCAGAAAAUUGGUCCAAUUUUCGAAACUCACUAGAUUUCCGUGGAUUUUAAAAAUUCAUUAAUUCAUUAAUUUCCCACCUUCUGUUCCCAUUUGAAAAAUGUUGGACACAAAACAAAAUGCAUGUAUGUUUUGUCCUCUUUUCUCUUCUUCUUUUUUUGCUCGAUUUUUCCAUUCAUUUUGGUGUCGAAUUUCGGUCGUGUUGCUGUUUAGUAGAAAAACGAAGAAGAAGAAGAAAUUUGACUAUUUGAAAAUGAUUUCUUGUUUUGUUUUUUUGGAGAAUCUAGUUUUUUGGUUUGAAAUUCUAGCUCAAAACACUGUGGGUUUCAUGAGAAAAUAAUUUAUUUCGAAAAAAAGAUUCGUGCCUAAUUCAACAGAUGUGCUCCGGAACUUUUUUCGAGCAAACUUGAGAGGAAUUUUGAGCACUGAAACAUUGUUUUAAAAUUAAUUUUGCCUUUUUAAAGGCUCAAAAUUCUCAUUGGAAAACCAACUUUAAUUUUGAAAAGCUGAAAAUUUAAAUUCUUGCGCAUUAAUCCACCCCAAAUUCCCAAAUUCUAGCAAAAAUUGACCAUUCCUCAUAUUUUUCAUCCUUUAUUUGGCCACCGAAAUUAUUGUAUAUCUAACCUGAACAAAUACUUCCUGUUUCCAUAUGUGGUUUUUUUUGUUUUCGCAUUUACCAAGAAUCUUUUUUUUCCUCCUCAUAUGUAAUUAGUUUUGAUCCACCAGCUAUAUAUUUAUAUUUAUAUAUAUAUAUUAGAAUAAUUAGUUGUUUUUCAUAAUUUAUAUCUCGUCGCCCUUCAGAAAAGGAAGAAGGGUUUUUCGCUCACCCGCUCGCAAUUAUGUGGUCGGUCCUCCUGAAAAAGGCAGGUGUCUGUCGAUAAAUGCUGCUUCGCCACCCCCCAACAAAUAUGUUUUUGGCUCGUUACCUGCCUUCUGCUCCUGCCUGCCUGGUCACUAUUUUAUUUUUCAUAUUUUAUUCGCACCUCUUCCAUAUUUUUAUGAGCGAAUUUUAAAUGCGUUUUGGUUUUGACACCCUUUUUGGGGGGGGGGGAUUUUUAGAGAAACUGGGAAAAAGUGUAGUUUUUUCUAGAAAAAGUGAAUUUUGCAGAUUUUUGAGUUGGAAUUCUAAAGAUAUUUUCAUCUGAAAUUGUCUUAAAAAUUGCAGGCUCAAAGCAAGGUUUGAAAAUUUCUGGGUUUUUGAAACCAGAAUUUUCGGACUGAAAUUAGAAUCUGGGAUCUAGAUUUAUCAGCCUGAAAUUGCAUGUUGAACUUUUCCAAACCCUCGGAUUUUUUGGUGUUUUUCUGAAAAAAAAUAGAAAUUUAGAAAUUUUCUAGAUUUCGAAGUAUAACUAUUGCUCAGAAGCUCAUUAUUUUCACAAAUUUUUUGGAGUCUUGAAUAUCUAGACUUUUAAAAAAUCCUAGGGAAUUAAAAUUCUGAAAAGUCCUCUGAAUUUAUCUCCCAAUUUUUUGACACAAACUCGACCAAUUUACAUUUCAAAAAAAAUUCUGACAUUUAUUUGCCAACAACCUUUUAUUCAUUUAAUUAUUCCCAUUUUUUUGUUGCUCUCACCUGUCCUUUUUUUUCUUCUCUGAACCAACCAAAUUGUCAAAUUCUCAUGACCUUUUCCCAUUUUUUUUUCAAUACAAAUAUUCAAAUAUUCUUCGUCUUCCCCCUAUUUUUUUCAUCAUCAAUUAUUGGAAGUGUGUAUAAAUUAUGCAAAGUAUCUAGUUGAAUUCAUUCUUCUCCUUCUUCGUCUUCUUUUUAUCAGAAUUCUUGAUCUUCUUCUCUUGUUUUCUCUUUAUUUUUAUAUUCUUUUACAUUCGAUUUGUAAAACAACAUAAUAGGCGAAUCAUCAAAUGGGACUAAUUAUUACACACUACAAUUUUUUUUUGUGAUUUUUACAAAAGUUUUUGUCUGAAAUUGACUGAAAAAGGCUUGUUAAUUUGAAAAAAAAACUGAAUUUUCAAACCUGUAAGCUUCUAUGAAAUUAUUAUUUGAUUUUUGCAGCUGAAGAGAUGAAAAUGAUACGUCGUGCUCGUCCAAAAUCCUAUGUUCUUGCCACGUCGACUUCGAUGAAUGAUGAAGCGAUGAGUGGGAAUCUGAAUGAGCGUGAGUUUUUUUGGGAUUCUACAAGAUUUAUACAAUUGAAUUAUAAAAUUUCAAUAAUUUUUCACAAUUUUUUCAAAUAAACAACUAUUUUGAAACGUAUAUAAGCUUAUUAAUAAAAUACACUAUUUUUUCAGAAAAUAAUUUUUUGUGGGAAAAUUUAAAUCAGGAUUUUUCGAAGCUUUUGGGUUUUUUUUUGAAUAGAUAGAUUUUUCGACGAAAAUUCAUUGAACAAAAAUUUUGGCAGAAAAUUGUUCAAUUUCACGGUAUUUUGUAAUUUGUAGCUAGAUUCCCAAGUCUCUGGAAUAUUUUCUGAUCUUUGAAAUUAUCAUAAAAAAUUUGAAUUUUUUCGACAGUAAUAAAAUAAUGUUUCAUUUCAAAAAUUUCAAUUUUUUUCGUUUCACUGAUAAGAAAUUUAUCUAAAAACAUUAUAUUUAUUUAUUAUUAUUUGCAGAUUUUUUCUUGCAAAACUCGCCCACUCAUUUCAUUCAUUUACAGUAACCUUUUAUUAUCCCCCAUUUCAAAAGUACUGUAUUUUUAUGGAUGCUUUUAGCCUAAAAGGUUUUAGGGGUUGGGUUUUUAGAUGAUUUCAAAAUCUAUUUUUGAAUUCUACCAUCACAUUUCAAAAUUCAUUUUGGGUUGAGAUUCUCAACUUGAGAAAACUGGUUUCGAAAUAAUAUGUUGUUUGAUUAGGUUUUUUUGUUGUUGAAAAAAUUUUGACAUGGGAAAUUAUUUUCCUGAAAGGUUGUAGUUUUUUCACAAAAAAAUGUGUUUUUCUGCAAUAAUAGCAUUUUUUGAAUUUGUUGUUCUGCUGAAAAAUAAUGACUUUUAUAUUGGAAAAAAAAUUUUUUUUUUGUUCUAGAAAUCUUUGGCAUAAUUUUGAAAAAUCCAAAAUUUGCUUUAAAUUUAGAAAAUCUAGGUGUUUUUUUAUCAAAGCUCGAAAAUUGCUGAAAAAACGUUGGCUAGAAAUUCCAAAACCAAAAAAAAUCUAUGUUUUCUUUGCAGCCUCCUCAUCAAUUUCACACGACGACACAACAAGUGGACGAGAAUUGCCAUCAUCUUUAAUGGGUUCAACAUCUUCAAUGGAUCAUAAUCGAUCAAUAAAUAAUGAUCCAAAACAGCAGCAACAUACAUCGCGAAGUUUGAAUGCACCACAUCCACCAGCAACACAUCGAUUACAAAGAUUUAUUGCAUUGUUUAAUUCGAAUGUGAGUGGGAUUUUGGGGGGAGGGUUUUUAGGGGAACAUUUUUCAGAUCAACUUAGAGCAUUAAAAAUAUGAACCCUAGAUUUUGACCCGAAAUUUUGGAUUUUCUUAGAAAUUUAAACAGUUCUUCAGAAUUUUAUAAGCUUUAAACAUCCAGAUUUCAGUUUUUUUCAAUUUAAAUCGAUUUCCUUCAUAUUUUUCUCGUUUUCAUUUCACCUGCUUCACUUCUAUUUUACUCAAUUUCAUUUUUUUUCGUGCAUUAUAAAUUAACGGAAAUUUGUUUUCGCCCCCUACUUUUCCCCCACCCAUUUUGUUGAAAAUAUAAAAAUAUUCAUUGUUUUCAAUAUUUUUUCUUUUUCUAGAAAUCACAAGAUGGAAAUGAGACGAAUAACAAAAAGUCGAGAAUGAAACGGUCGAGAACUUCGUUGCCUUCAAGUCGUUGCUCAUUGCCUGGAACUAUUUUGCCGAGAGAAUUGGUUGAUCGACAGACUUGGAUCAAACAUCAGGUGAGCAUUUUUGGGGAUAAAUUAGAAGCUUUUUGGAUUUGUAGACAGAGAAACUGUUGAAUUUCUAUCGACAUCUAGUUUCUGUAAAUCUGAAGAGGCUGGAAAAAAAUUCAAAUCCAGAAACUUCAGUUUGAAUCUGACUUCUUUCUGAAUUUUCAAAAAAUAUUGUAUUCUUUUAAAAGAUUUUUUCUCGAUUUCUAACCGAGAUUUCAAAAAUUGAUCUACUGGGUCUUAUGAAAGGCCCGCAAUGUUUUGGUAGUCAUUGUUCUCUGACUUUUUUCUUAUCUUAUAUAACCCAUUGUCCCGACAUCUCACAGGUCUCGCCUAAUUGUAUUAAAAUAAUGAGCUGAUUGCACCAAGGUGUGAAAUGCACAUUUUUCCAGGAAAUUGCACUGGGAAAAUCUGGAAAACGGCAUCAUUGGGAAGAUCGAUGGGCAAUAAUGAGUCAGAAUACGUUGUAUCUUUGUAUAGAAGCACCAUCUUUUACUUCGGAAAAGGUAGAUUUUUUGGAAUUUUCUUGAUUUUUCGAAUUUUGCGCAUUUUUCAGACUGUCGAAUUGGGUUCACAUAAUCGGGUUGAUGUGAAAAAUUCGAUUGUUGAUAUUGCUUAUGAUUGGCUGUCGGCGACUUUUUCGAAACAGCGACAUGUUAUUCGAAUUGUGACACAAAAUCGAAGUGAACAUUUGAUUGAAUUGAACACGUGAGUUGGGAAAAUCUUUUUUUUUCUCAAAUUCAAAAGCUGAAAUAUGCUGGAUUCCAUAAUUGUAUUUAGUUUAUUUUUAAUUAAUUUCUAAAAUGAUUUUCUGUUUUUUUUUGCUGAAAAUAAAAUUCAGGGGUCAUGGUUUUUUCAUUGUUUUACAGUGUUAUUGUUGCAAUUUUUCUGGUGACACAAAAGUGUUUCCGGGAAAUUAGAAAUUGGAAACAGUUUAUUUUUUUAAAGAAGAAACCACCUUCUUUGCUCGAAAUUCUCCCGAGUUCCACAAAUUCCAAAAUUUAUUCGAUUUUUUCCAGUGAAUCUGAAAUGUUGUCAUGGAUUUCAAUACUUCAAUCGAAUUCCGAAGAUUUGUCAAUUUCUUCCACCACAAAUUCGCCUUCAAAAUCAGCAACAUCUUCACAAUCGAAUGCACAAAUUCAACAGAAUAAUAACAAUAAUUCGAAUAAUUUAUUACUUCAUAAUUCCAAUUCGGUGAGUCUUUUCUUCUUCUUCUAGUUUUUCCCCUUUUCUCAUCUCAUCUCAUUAUUUAGUUGUAGUUGUAGUAACUUUUGAUCCAUACUAUUUUUAGCUGCAACUAACGAACCCCUUUUUUUCCAAGAAUGGAAAAUUGAGAGGUUUUGGGGGAAUACGGUGGAUUUUUUGAUGUUGGCUAAUUAGUUUUUUCCAAGGGGUACUGUAAGAUUUUUGUUGCGAAUUUGGGAGGCUCAAUUUAGGCUGAAAGGGGGGUUUCGAAAGCUUUUUGAUUGAAAAAACUGAAAAUUUAUGAAAUUUUUAAAAAUGAUUUCUGGUAGAAAAAUUCAGUUCAAAAUUUUCGGACCAUAUGAAAAAUGUUAGAAUUUUCAAUUAACAAAUAAAUUGGGUCAAAUUUGAAUUAAGUCCAGAAUUUUAAGUAAUUUUUAGAAGUAAAAAAAUUGUUUUGAACACAAAUUUGACCUAAAUUCAGCUUUAAAAAAUUCAAGACAAAAUUUUUUUCUAAAUGAAAAUUUUCAGAAAUUUCAAGAAAAUAUUGAAUACUCGGUUUUCAGCUUGAAAAUCAAUAAUUUUCUAGAAUUGAUCAAAUUUCAGAAAAUUUUAUUUUUCAAUUUUCAUCUAAAAAAAACCUCCUAAAAAUUUAGUUUGUAAAGUCUGAGGCUCUGAAUUUGAUUUCAAAAUUCAAACGAAAAAAUAUUGUUCAAAAAAUCAGCAAAUUUUACAAAAUACCCCUAAAAUGUUCAAGUUUUCCCCAAAUUUUUUGCGUGUUCUUCUCAAAAAUUUUGCUCACAUUUUCGCAUUUCUCCAUUUUCAUUGUGUGUCCUCCAAAAACAAACUCAUCUAAAUUUGUCUCGAACUCGCUUCUUCCUUCCUUCCUUCCUGUGUGCUCUUUUUUCUUCGGCUCUUCUUUUUUCUUCUUCCCGAUAUCUUCUGUUUUUCUUUCUUUUUUCUUGUCAAUAUAUAUAUAUAUAUAUAUAUUCUUUCUUUAGUCAAACGGAUUAAGUUAGUCUAUCUUCUUCUUUUUCUUCUUCUUCUUCUUGUUUUUCGUUUUGGGACCCCAAGGAAACCCUUUUUAAUUAAUUCCUUGUUGUUUUUUUUUUCGAAAAACACACGUCAUUUUGUCACUUUUUGGUCCCAGCCAAAACUAGAGAAAAGAAAUUAAAUUUGGUUUUUUCCGCUGAUUUCUCUCUUUCUUUUUUCUCGUAUUCUUUUUUUGUUGUUUUGACCGCCCGUAUCGAAUUACCAAGAGCCCCCGAGAAUUUGUUAUUUGGAUCUACUAUUUUCUGGCAGCACACAUAUUUUUUGUUCUAUUUUUUGUGGAAAACUGGAAAUUUAGAGCUGAAACUAGAUUUUUUGUUAUUUUUGGGCUGAAAUUUCUAGACAGAUUUUCAAGCUUAAAUAUUUCUGAAAAUUUUGCUCAAGUUUUUCAGCUUAAUUUAUUUAGGUUUUGAAAAAAAGUUCGGAAAAUUUGGAAUUGUUAUUAAGAUUUUCAGCUAAAAAAUUGAGUUUUUUGAAAAUUCUGACAUUUUUCUGAUUGUCCGAAGUUCUGAGAUGAAUUUUUUCUACCUGAAAAUUUCUAUUUGAUUUUUAAAAUUUCAUCUAGAAAAAUUUCAGAAAUUUUUUAAGUUAAUUUUGUUUGAAAAUUUCUAGACAGAUUUUCAAGCUGAAAAUUGGAAUUGCUCUGAAAUUUGAUCCUAAAUAUGUUAACUUCCAUUUUUAAAGCUGAAUUUUGUAGGUUUUGAAAAUUUAAAGUUUUCAAUAAAAUUUAUUGUUAGCCACAUUUAUUUUUUUAUUGAAAAUUCUGACAUUUUUCUGGGUUUCCUGAAUUUUUCCACCAAAAAAUCAUUUUUAAUUUUCAAAAAUUCCAUCUGAAUCUUGAAUUUUUCUCCAGAAUUUUCAAAAUUUCGACCCCUAAAUUGGCUCAUCUUUCUCUAGCUCCUAAAAAUAUGUUAUGAGCACUAAUGGCAGCUUUUCCUUCCGGUUGGUCACAAAAUCAUCGAGACAGAUUUUUGCUUCUCUAACACACACACACACAGAAAUAAAUAAAUAGAUAGAUAUAUUCUUCUUCGUUUUUUCACUCACUCACCCAUACAUACACAUACAUAUAUGUAUUUUUUCCGGCUCAUUGAUGAUUUGGCUGCUUGCCUGCUUCUCGUGCUCUUUUUGCUUCGCUUUGUCGUCGUCUUCGUCGCCCGUUUUUUUUUUCAUUUUUUCAUCAUCCCUUCUUCUUCCUUCUUGGUUUCUUUUUCGAGCCAUAGCAACCCGUCCUCCCUCGUAUUUUUUCUAUUUAGUUAGAAGAAGCAAAAAAAAAACGAGGCACUCUCAUCUUCUUCUUUCCUUCAUUAUGUAUACCAAUUUCCGGUCCGGUUGAUGAAGUUCUCCCUCUUUUUUUGCCUUUUUCGAUGAGAAAAACACGUGAUUCUUCUGUUUUUUUGGGAAAAACAUGAAAAUUUGCGCGGGGAUUGAACCCUGGGAUUUUUGGGCGAGAGACUAACAGCUUACCGGCUGCGCCAUCCGGGAUAUUUUAAAAAAUUAGCGGUUAGGAGAACUCGAACUCUGGACCUGUUCAGCGGAAAUCUGGAAGCUAACCGGCUGAGCCAAACCUGAUUAGCGCCCAGGAGAACUCGAACCCUAGCCCCUCUGAACAGAAGUCUAGCCUCUUACCAGCUGCGCCAUGCAGAAAAAUUGAAAUCCGGGAAAACUCGAACCCUGGAUAUUUUUCAGCCUGAACCAGACUUUAGUAUGAGCAAUGUCUAAGAUUACUGUAGGCGAGCCUUUGGAACAAUUUUUUGAACCAGCUUGAAAAUAUUUAGAUAAUAUGAGCAAUCCUCAAGAUUACUGUACCCGUCGAGCCCCUGUUUUUUGUUUUUCAAAUUUUGGAACUUGGUUCUCGAUGAAAUUUGAUUUUCACUUUUUUUUCUGAAUUGUAACUUCCUUGAAGAGCUAGAUUUUAGGCUGAAAAAUUUCUAAUAAUAUUUUUUUCUUUGGGAUUUCCCUCAUUUUUCAAGAACAUAUCGAAUGUUUUCCGAUGUCAUUCUCUUUUUUUUCUCAAUUCUACAGUUGUCUCAUUCUCAUUCUCAUUUUUGUGUUUGUGUUUGUACAAACAUUCCUCCUCAUUUUCCGUCCGUCGAUCGUCUACAAUUUCACAUUUUUAUGAAUGGAAAUGAGUGAAUAGAGGAGCGAAAGAGUGAAUGAAAUGCAAUUGCAAUUGAAUUGUGAAUGCAAAAACAGGUAGUUGUAGCAACAUGACAAUUUUCAAGGACGUGAUCUGUUUUCCAUCAACUCCCCUCUUCCUUUUUUUCCUGUCUGUUUGUCUGUUUUUGGCGCAUUUUUGAACAAUAAUUACUUUGGGUUGAAUGAAUCGGUUAAGUGCGACCAUCGAAUUUUGAAGGUUAUUUUUCAUAGCGCAAAAAAUUGGUUACCGCUAGGCUUGAAUUUCAGGAUGUCUGUAUUUUUGUCCGAAAAAUUGUCCAAAAAAUCUAGUAGGAUUUUUUACAGUAUUCCAAUUCUGAUAACCGAAAAAAUUCAGAAUAUACUGAUUUUUUCUGAACAUCUUAGUUACUAGACGAAGUUUUUGAAUUCCUGUUUGCCUGAAAAUCCAUGUGGAUAAAUUUUGAAUCGGACCAUAUUCGAAUUUUUGAGAUCUUGACCUGGAAAUUUUACGUUUCAAUUUUUGAUGAUAACAAUUUCUGGCUUUGAAAAUGUUGAUAUCAGACCAUCUGUUAUUUUCACGAAUCUCCAGAUCUUCAGCCACAAAAGGUAGUUCAAGAUUUCUGAGCCGGAUUCAGAAUUUUUCGAAAUCCCCCCCCCCCUGGAUAUAUGUUCUCUAUUUGAUCAGUUGUUCAACUUUCGCAAACUCUUUCGUUUUUUUUUCACUAUAUAUAAUUAUUUAUAUAAUUUUUCCAUUUUUCCCCCCAUUUUUUCAUCCAUUUCGCCCACUCAAUUCUCCUUCUUCUCUCCAUUUUUUCCCCUUUUCCGAAACUAAUGACUAUAUACAUAAUUAUUACUAUACUUAGUCUUAUGAUCCCCCCCCCCCUUCUUCGCUUCUUUUUUUCUCAUUCUUGUUUUAUUUUUCUAGAUUGCUUCAUUGGCAUCGUCGUCAUGUUCAACGACAACAUCUGAAUUGAUUCAGCAGCACCAUCAACCGAAUUCAAAUUGUUCGACAAGUGGAAAUGAGAAUAACAUAGGUGCCAAUAAUCGAAGUGCAACGAAAUAUAAUCAAUUUUUGGCAGCCGCUAAUAGUAAUCGUGAGUUUUUUUGAAGGGAGGGGGAGAGAUUUUGAAGGGGGUUCUGGAUUUUCCGGGAUUCUGGAUUUUGUAGAAGUCUCAGAAUUGAAAAAUCUGGGAAUUUUUAGAAGAAGUUUGUAGAGGCCAAGGAAAUCUGAUUUUUUUUUAGGUUCUCUGGGUUUUCUAAUGAGUUUUCCUGAAUUUUUAGACAAUUUUUUCACUGCUUCAAAAAUUCCAAAGAAAAUUUAAAUAUUAUGAGUUUUUAAGGCUCCUAGAGGAUUUAGUGAAUAUUUUCUUCAAUUUCUAGGUUUUCUUAGGACCCAACUUGAUUUUGAGGGCUUUUUCUUUUUAUGUUUAGCUCCAGAAGCUCACGACCACUAAAAAUUUAAAAAAAAAUCUCGAUUUUUUUCAGAAAUUCCACAAUCGAAAAGUUUUGGCGGACUAUCAUCAAAUUCAACAUCUACAGAAAGUGCAAAAAAUCAGCUGAUUAUGCAUAGGUUAGUUCGGGGAUUUUUCUCCCAGUUUUUCCCCCCUACACACUUGAAAAAUUACUGACACAUACAUGCAUUCACACACACAUUUUUUCGCCAUUUUUUUCUGUUUAUAAUUGAAUUUUUGCGUGUUUUUUCAUGCUUAUUUCAUAUUUUUAUUUAUUUUUUGGUUAGCCAAUUUUUUUUUCGUGUGUGUCUCGAAUAAUCUAUAAUCGUGAGAACGCAUUUUUUUCUUCUUCUUUCGUAGUUUUGUUCUACUUGGUUGAUUUUUAUAGGUUUUUUGGCUGAAAAUGACUGAAAAUAGGUAUUUUCUAGGAUUUCUAGCUGAAAAUUGAGCUUAAAAUCAGCUUAAGAGGUUUUUUUACCUGAAAAAUAGCUAGGAAAAUUACUGGGCUUUUAUUUUUCUAGUUCUGAAAUUUUUCUGAAAGUCUGAAAUUGUCCAUAGAAAUUAAUGUUAUCUCUUCAAAUUUCAGGCGAACUUUUUUUGUCUGAAAAUAUUGGAACUUAAUUUUUUGCCAAAGAACCUGGUGUCCAGUCAUUCAGUCAUUCAUUAAAAUUGGUGUCCAGUCAUUCAUUAAAAAUUUUUCGGAAAAAUUUAGAUAUAAUGAUUUUGAAACGUAUCAUUCUUGGGUUUUGAAGAAUCAGAAUUUUUAUUUUUUACUAGCUCAAUUUUGAACAAGAGUUAUGACGUGGCAAAAAUUGAAAGAAAAAGGUAGGUGAACUUCUCUACUCUACUCUGCCGAAAUUAAUAUUCAAUGAUUGAAAGUAUUGCCACGUCAUAACUCAUUUGAAAAAAAAAUUCCCUACAUGAUUUUUGAGCCCCUGACACUUUUUCUGUUUUCUUUUUCUCUGAAAAUUAUUCAAGCACCAACUUUUUUUCUUCUUCUUUUUCGUGUCUCAUUUCCAUUUUUCUCCUCUCUGCUCUCUUUUUUUCUUUCUCUCUUGAAAAAUUGUUGUUUUUUUUUGCUGAAUUUUUAUUAGUUGUUGUUUUCAUUCCACUUUUUCUAGUUGUUUUUCUUUGUUUAUAGUUUGGUUCUGGAAAUUUUUUUCACUGUUUCAAAAUUUGAGAAUUUUUGGGACUUUUUCUGGAGCCUCUAUAGUAAUCUGAACCAAGUACGGUAUAUCCUCUGCGUCUCUAACCUUGUGUCAAGACUAUCCAGAGAAACAAAGUCAAUCUGUGGGUCUCGCACCGAAAAACACCGUACUUUCUCGCCAAGAUUUUUUGGUUUCAAUAAUUCCAUUUUUGUUUGUUUGUAUGUAGUUUGUUCAUCAUCAUCACCAAUUUCUUCUUCGUAUUUUUUUCUUCGUUUCCUUGUAGCAGCUCUGUGCUUGCUCUCCUCAAUAACAAAUUCGAUUCAAAUCGACACACAACGUCUUCUUCUUCGUUUUUUUUCUUCGGAGCUCGAGGCGCCGUUUCUUUCUUUUUUUUCUGUCGUCUUCCUCUUCUUUUUUCUUUUUUUCUUCAUUUUUUUCGUUAGUUUUAGUCUUCUUGUUUUCUCUGAUUCUCGCGAAUUUUUGAAAUGAAUUUGGCGAUUUUUUGAACCUAAAUAUGGGGAGUUAGGAUAAGUCGCAAGAAUUUUAUCCCGAUUUUUCAGCUGGAAUUAAAUUUUGAAACCCAAAAUUCGACACGUGGAUUUUUUUCAAGUUUAAAAUGAAGUCAAUAAAAUUUCGAAAAUCAGAAUUUAUUUAGGGAUUUUUUGAAACAGUGAAUUUUUCCCAUGAAAAUAUGAAAAUUAGAUUAUUAACCAGAAAUUUUUCGGAAAAUUUGAAAAAUCCCUGUUUUCCCUUUUCUUAAGAAAAAAGUUCACUGUUUUUUUUUCUUUUUUUUCUUUGAAAAAAGUAACUCAAAUUACAUUGAGAACGAAGAAAAAAAACUCAAUUUUGUCUCUUUUUUUUCUUUAUUUAUUCUCUUUCCAUCUUUUUUUGUGUGUUUGUGUGCUCCCCACAAAAAAAAGACGAAAACAAGGAUUUUUUGACCGGAAAAUCGCAAUUUUUAUUCACAAAAUAUAAUAUUGGUGGUGUUGUUGUUGUUUUUUUUUGCUGGGAGAAGAAGAGGAAUUUUUGAUAUACGAAUUUAUUCUAUUUUUGCUCUAGAGAUGUUUUUUGGGAAAUGUUAUUUGAUUUUUUAAAUUUGACCUGCCACGUGGAUUUUUUAGCAAACAUUUUUGGAAAUUUUGAGUAAUUUUUGACUGAAAAUCUCUAAUAUUUCUGAAAUUAACCUGAAAUCUCAUCUCAUUUUAUUCCAGAUACAUUGCCAAAAAUUCUCAACUUCAAUCACCAACGGCCAACAAAAAAAUGGAAGUUGGUGCGACAAAUUCGACGCCUCCAGCAUUUUCCGCCACUUGCGCCUCACAAGCUGGAACAUCGAAAGAUGCGGCUGAAAAUGGCGGCGAAUCGACGACACCAAAAUCGGGAAGAAAAUGGAAGAAGUCGAAAGCGGCGAAACAAGGAAGUGGAAAUGAUUUGGCAUUGGGUGCAAAUCAAACACCGCAACCGGUUUUAGGUAGGGAUUUUUGGGGAAAAAAUUCAGAUUAAGAAAUUUUCGAUGGUUUUCAAUUCAGAAAUAUCAGAUUUUACCUUUGUCAUAUUGAAAAUUACAUUAUCUGCAAUAAUUUUAGCAGAAUUAUUCUCAAAAAAAGUUUUUUUUAAUUCAAAAAUUAAAAAAAAACCAUUAAAAAUGCUUGAUUUCAGGUGUUAAAUUGGCUGAUUGUCCGAUCGGAACAUCGGAAGAACACGUUCCGAUGAUUGUGCAAAUUUGUGUGUCUGUAGUUCAGACGCAUGGAAUGGAUACGGUUGGAAUCUAUCGAAUUCCCGGAAAUACGGCGGCUGUAAAUGCGUUGAGGGAUUCGUUGUCGAAUCGAGGAUUGGAUAAUGUCAAUCCGCAAAAUGUGAGUUUCUUUGGGGGGGGGGGGAGAUUUGAUUUGGCUGAAAAAUCUGAAAAAUAUCUCAUUUAUGAAUCGAAUUUCGUUUUUUUUUUGUUCAAAAAAUUGGAUUUCUUAUGAAAUUUCGAAAAUAUUGAUUUUUUUUUGUCAGAUGUUUCAGAAAAUUCUAAAAAUUGUUUAAAUUUCCUCUGAAAAUUACAAUUUGUGUGCUCAAAACUUCUAAAAUUCGGGUAUAUUUUUUUUUGCUCCAAAAUUCAGAUUUUUGUGAAACGAAAGCCUCGAAAAAUUCCGAAAUUCCUUUUUUUUUGUUCAAAAAAGUAGGAUUUCUCGUGAAUUUUCGAAAAUUUUUGUUUUUUCUGAAAAAAACUUCAAAUUUCCCCCUCUGAACUUUAUCGUUCACAUUUAUUUCGUUUCAGGUCGAAGCCCUCGAUCCCCGUUGGCGUGACGUAAAUGUUGUAUCAUCACUUCUCAAAAUGUUCCUUCGAAAAUUGCCCGAACCUCUUUUGACCGAUAAAUUAUAUCCAUUUUUCAUUGAUGCCAAUCGAAUAGCAACACAUCAUAAUCGACUUCAUAAACUCAGGAAUUUGUUGCGAAAACUUCCUCGACCACAUUAUGAAACUCUUCGAUUCUUGAUUCUUCAUCUAGCUGAUGUCACAAAACACAGUGAUGUGAAUAAAAUGGAAUGUCGCAAUUUGGCAUUGAUGUUUGGACCGUCGAUUGUGAGACCGUCGGAUGAUAAUAUGGCAACGAUGGUGACGCAUAUGAGUGAUCAAUGUAAAAUUAUUGAGACAUUGAUUCAUUAUGUAAGUAUUUAAAGGGAGGGGGGAGAGAAAUCUGAAAUUUGAUAGAAAAUUCAGAUUUUUCUGUUCCUAAAAUCUUAUUCCCGAAAUUUAGAAAUUUUGGUUCAAUUCUGAUUUAAAAUUUUCUGCCAAAAAUAGAUUUUUCACAGAAUUUUUGAGCCGAAAUUUUGACCUCUAAAAGUUUUGGUUCAAAAUUGUUGGGCUGAAAUUUAGAUUUUUAUAGUCCGAUAUUUUUUUUGUGAAUUUUUGGACUCAAAAAAUUUGAAAUUUCAAAUUUUUAUGUAAAUUUCAGUUUUACUUGGUUCGUAUUUUGAGCGCAAAAAAUUCCCUAGAAACCUAAUUCCUAGUCUAAAAGUUUAAAUCUCUAAAAAAUUUAGUUCAAAAUUUUUGGAAAUUUCAGAUUUUGAAGGUUCGAAUUUUUUUUACUCAAAAAAUUCCAAAUUAAAAUUUUCUCGACAGAGUUUCUGAGAAAAAAUUUAGAUUUUUAUAGUCCCAGAAAAAAUAACAAUUUUUCGCCGCAAAGUUAAAGUUUCAGAAAAUCUCCAAAAAAACAGCACUUUCCCUCUAAAAUUUUCAAAUUCAUAUUUUUUGCAGAAUGGUUGGAUGUUCGAUGAAACGUCGACAGCUGAAGAUGCAGUACCUGAACAACAUCCAGCCGAUGGUCAAAAUCCACUUGAACCCGGUUCUUAUGGAGUUGGAGUACCGACUGGUGUAUCAGCUGCAUCAUUCAACGAUAUGCACAAUUUGAUUCGAAAAGCCAACGAAGAUCAAGCGGCAGCAAUGAUGAAUGAGGGAAAAGGACAAAAGAUCAAAAAUAUGUUGAGGCGAAAUUCGCGGAGAGAUAAAUCGAAAUCAAAGCUGAAAAUCGAAUCGACUGCACCAGCCGCAGUUAAUCCGAAAUGGACACAACCAACACCAUCCAAUAAUUCAUCGAAUAGUGUUGAAUCGGCAUUUUGUGGGAAUUAUCAGGAACGAGAUAUUGAUGCCGAAAUCGAAUCCAGAAAAAAUGAUCAAGAUCAAAGUCCAUCGUUGGAAUCGAGUUUGGGAAGUUUGCCGGAUACAUCGAGAGAUGAGGAGAAUGAAGAAGUGAAAAGGCGGAAAAGACAGGAGGAGAUUAAUUCGGCACGAAGAUUGUUUAUUGCUGGAAAUACGGCGGCGGCUGAAAAUACACCUGAUGCGGAUAAAGCUGCGAUUGAUGCGUUGGCUAAUCAUUCGGAACAUUUGAAUUUGGCUAGCAGUCCGGCACUUGAGGUGAGCGGGGUUUUCAAGCACAGGUGGACCAAUUUUUGGCCAAAUUCUGAAAAAAUGGCCACAUUUUUUAGUUAAAUUUUGUUUUGGCCAAAUUUUGGUCGAAAAUUGGGCCAGAAGUUGGUCAAAAAUUAACCAAAAAGCUCAUAUUGUCCAAAUUUAGGUCAAUUUUGGUCAAAAAUUGGCUCCAGGAAGCUUGGAAGCAAAUAAAAUUUGAAGUUUUAUCAUGUAUCCAACCCAAAUUUUCUUUCUUUCCAGGUUCUCUCUGAAGAAACUCGCGAAAAAAUCCGCAAAAUGCAAAAGAAACAAAGUUGGCACGAUACAAAACUCACAGCCGACUCGAAUAAUCUCCUCAAAACCUCGUAUUCACCAACAAAAGAUCUAACCGAUGCAUUAUCCUGCACUUCAGAUUAUUCAACAACAAGUUCAGCUCCAUUAAGCAGCAACAAUGCACCGCCACUUGUCGUGACUUGUCAACCGAAUUCGAGUUCGGAUUAUGCGUCGAGUGAUCCGUCGCCGUGCACAAGAAAUCCGUCGACAUCGCCAGCCGCCAGACCCGCUAAUUUGAUUUUGAAUAAUGUGACGAGUCAAAAUAUCGAGGAGCCUGUUUUGAUGUGUCGAGAGCAAAAGAUUCGAAUGAGAGCGAAAGGUGGUGCGAAUUUGAGAGAUCCGACGAGAAGAUAUACACUUGGUGAUGUUGAAACUUUGAAGGUUUGUGGAAGAUUUGGGCAGGGGUGGGAGAAUUUGAUUCAAGAUUUUUUUGAACUAAAAUUUUCUGAAAAAUUCAAUUUUUUCAAAACAAAAAUCAUAUUAUAUUAUCCAUUCUAAUUUGAAUAUUCAAAGUUUGCCACGUUAUAACUCUUUUUUUCUCUCAAAAAUCCCAUAUGAAAACAUUUAUUGAGGAGGCUUGAAAACCUGCUGACUGUCUUUCUCAUUCAAAUCAAUAUCAAUCUCAAAUCGACAUUCCGAUUUCUUAAAAUUCGAAUAUGCAGUUUUCCACUCUUUUCUUGCAUUACAAUUAUGCAAAAUGAGCAGGAAAAAUUGUUGAGAUUCGUUCGAAACUGAAACAUCUUCCAAAUAUCGAACAUCUUUGUUUUGUUCCAUAUUGUGAGCGCAGAAAUCGGAAUAUUUGUGCACGUAUUUUGCGUUGCUGAAAAAAUAAUUGAACAAUUCUUAAAAUAAUUACUAUAUGCUCACUCCUUAGUUCCUUCCAUCAAAUAAAUUGUUCUACAAAAAUUUGGCUGAUCACAUUUCAAUGUUUCAUUCAGAGAAAUUGUUGAAUUGUUCUCCAGAAUCUCAUCAGAAUCUUGUGCCGCCGUCGAAUUUAUAGUCAAAUCGAGGUUGAAGUUUAGAUGAACUAUGCUGAAAAUAUUCAGAAGUUCUCAAAAUUCAAUUCAAAAUAGAGUAUAGUAUUACUCGUCUACUGGCACAUCUUCGAAUUCAUAAAACAGUUCCUCGUAUUUUCCGUCGGUUGUGCAAUUGUGAUUGACUUUUAGGUAGAAUUCGAAGCUUGGCUGGAAAUUUCAGAAAUUUUGUAUCUAGAAUUAUUGAAAUUUCAGCCUGAAAAUAGAGAAUUUCUGAAAUUUUCAAAAAAUCACCGAAAAAUCACCGGCGACACCUGCGAUUUCAUCAAUGAAAUUAUCGAUGUUCGAAUUCGAAACACAUUUUUCAUCCCAGGUUACGAUGUGAUCAUCAAACCUGAAAUUAAUUCUAGGUAUCUUCAAACUCCCAAAGAUUUCAUUAACUUACAAUAAAUCAGAUUCUUUUAGACUAACGGAGCGACAGAAUUUUGGUAAAUCACAAUUAAAAGUUCCGCGAAUUCUCACGUGGCUUUUUGAAACAACGAAUAUUAUUUGAAAUUGCAGAAAAAUUAGGAGAUGUUUAAACAUUUUUUUCGAAGAGGAAUGAAAUAUUUCUGGAAAAAAUGUAUAAUAAUGUUUUGAUGAAUCAGAAUGUUGAUUUUCGGGAAAAAAUUACGAUAAAAAAUCUGGAAAUGACGUGGCAAAUUGAAAAAAAGAAAAAAUUGAUUUUUGUAUUUUGAAAAGUAGUUUUAAAAAAUACUUCAAGUUCAAAAUUAACAAUUAUUUUUUCUUUCAGCAAGGAAAAAUCGAAAAAAUCGCCCGAUGGAUCGGAAUUCGUCGAUCAACUCCAAAUGUUUCAAAUGAAGCAGAAGAAUUGGAAAAAAAUGCGCCAAUUCCGCCAGUAAUUGUUGUAAAAACUUCGCCCAAUGAAUUGACACCAGCUUCUGGAGAUGAACAACUUUAA
Molecule: messenger RNA, 27612 nt
Organism: Caenorhabditis angaria
Lineage: Eukaryota; Metazoa; Nematoda; Chromadorea; Rhabditida; Rhabditidae
Source: the annotation of a GenBank genome assembly